AUGGCCUCCUAUCCCACAGCAGAGGACGAGAAGCGGCUGCUUGCCCACGCCGCCGAGACGACGACGACCACCAUCGCCGCCGAUAGCCGGAAGUCCAAAUGUUCGCAUGCCUGCAGACGCCGUGUGGCCAAGGCCAAGAAGGUCGUCCACUUCACCGUGACCCUCGCCUUCGUCGUGGCCUGUUGCAUCGCCGUCUUCGGCCUCGGCUCCCUCGCUAUCGGCACUAUUCGUUACGCCCGCCCCUGCAGCAAGCACAGCGGUGCCCACAACGUUGGCGGUGCUGACCGGAACGGCGCUGCGGUUGUUGUCGCCGACGGCGCCGCCCCUACCGGCAGCAGCUUCUCCCGCCUGCUCGAGGCCGUCUCUCCCGAGGCCCUACACGACCUGCUGCACGAGUACCUGCCGAACACCUACAAGCAUGGCGUCUACCCCUCGGAAAAGCACGCCCUUGAGGCUGUCCACCGUCAGAACGCCGCCCUGGCAACAUCCAUUGUCCAGCUGGCCCGGCGCGACCUGAACAGCUCGACGUCCAGCACCUCACCCAUCUCCUCCACGCCCUCCUCGACCUCGACCAGGAGCGGCAGUACGACGUCCCUGCCGUCGUCGACGUCCAUGAACUCACCCACAUCGGCCUCGUCGACGUCCUCGCACACCACGUCCAAGUCGAGCUCGUCGGGUACGACCACCACCGGCCGGAGGGUCACAAACGUCUUUACGUCGACCAUCAACGGCACGCCCACCGUCGUGACAGCCACAUCCGUUGUCGGUGCCGGACCCACCAACUCUGCCGGCUCUCCCACGAACUCGGGCACCCUGCAAACGGGUGCCGCCGCGCCCAUGGGGGCCGGUAACAAAGCCCGCUUCGCUGAGGCUGUCGCCGGUGUCCUUGUCGGUGCCAUGCUAAUCUAA
Molecule: messenger RNA, 909 nt
Organism: Sporothrix brasiliensis 5110
Lineage: Eukaryota; Fungi; Ascomycota; Sordariomycetes; Ophiostomatales; Ophiostomataceae
Exons: 1
Coding region: 1-909 (302 amino acids)
Source: RefSeq, a predicted model, not a curated record